CGAAGGAUGUUGACGUGUAUGUCUCGCAGCGCGUUUUGUGUUUUUCCUGGAUAACCUACAUGUGAUUAUGUUAAAAUAUCACGAAUUUUGAUCAUAUCAUCUUAGAUCCGGUGUAUUUUCACAGUUGGAACAAAACUGAGCUGCAGUGAACCUAGAUCUAGCAAUGGCGACGGGAGGUUCAUCACGAUUUAAGAAGGCAUCACAGACAAUGUCUGAAAACACAGCCUUAUUCAAGGCUGUGUACCAAGGAAACCUCGAGACAGUAGUUAACUUGGUAAGAUCUGGGCUGGACUUGGGGGCCACGAAUGAGUAUGGACGAACUGCUCUCAUGGAUGCAGUGAUGUAUUUCAGACAAAACGUGGCGAAAUUUCUAGUCGGGAAGAUGACUGCCAAGGACUUGAUGGUGGUAGACAGGCAUGGCUUCAAUGUGUUACAUAUGAUGGCCAUUGAAGAGGUUCCGUGGCCAGAUAUUAUGCAGGACAUUUACGACAACUGUCCGGAAACCCUACAACAACUGAACCGAAAGAAUCGCCGACCGAUAGAUGUCGCCAGAGACAUGCAGUGCAAGGACCCGGAACUUCGUCAAGACGUUUGUAAUAUUCUCACUCAAUUGGAGCAAAGAAAGCAGCAGCAGCAGCAUCAGCAACAAUAUGCGGCAGGAAUAGCUGAUACUAUGGAAAAGCCUUGCAAUAUCACCAUUACCGUCGUUGGUCACCAUGGAGUUGGCAAGUCUUGUUUCGUCCGGCAACUCAAACAGGAAUAUAUUCCGGUAGAGGGUCCUGGCUCAACAGAUACCGCUAACUUCUAUGUCAACUUUUUGGGAUAUAACCCGAACACCGGUUGGCGACAGAAACUUGACAUAGACGGAGAAGUAGAGACGGGUCUUCAGCGACUGAAACGGAUAAUAGAUCGAAAGCGAAAAGAAGAAAAACCGGCUGUACAACCGUCUGCUGAUACACAAGACCUUCACGGCGAUGAUAAGAACGAGGUGUCUGCAAGUACAUUAGACAUAAACGAUGAUAAAGAAGACGCGUCUUCAUGUGCUCCAGAUUUGCAAACGACGACACAUCAUUUACCUAGGAAAAAGACAGGUAUCAAGCGGACACUGAAACGAUUCUUCUCAAAGUUCAAAUUCAGAGGGAAAAGAGGAGAAGUUCAACAGGCGGUAAUACCUCAGAAACAAAGUAGCGAAAAUUCUUCUUCUUCAGAAGUUCAACAGGAGGUUAUACCUCAGAAACAAAGUAGCGAAAAUCCUUCCUUUACCGAAAAAAAUGUACUCAAGGAAAUACCUCUCGAACAAAGGAGCGUUAUAGAGGCGGUAAUGCACACCAAGGCAGGUGGUGACGGUGAAGAGGACGUGAAGGGCUUCGUAACAAUCUACGACUUUGGUGGGGAGAAGGUAUUCUACAACACGCAUCACUGUUUUAUGUCAAGCAACAUGGUCUUCGUCCUGGUGUUCGACGUGGCUAUGUGUCUUGAUCCGCGCAGACAGAAAGAUGGUUACGAAAAAAUCGAGUUUUGGCUGAGGUCUAUCGCUACCUAUGCUAUUGAAAGAGCAGCACGUGGUAAAGGAACGCCUCCUAUCAUCCUCGUGGGAUCUCAUUUGGACCGUCUUUCUCAGAAUACAGAAGAACAACAGCACUUGUUUGCCUCGGUGCUAGAAAAGCUGUACGAGAAACCUGAACUACGUGAAAUUAUGGAAACCCACGUCCAGGAAAUGUUCCCCAUUGCAGAUCUGAAUGAUUCGACGAAAAAUCAAGCAACGUACCAGCAGAUGUGGGAAAAGAUCAUAGAGAUUGCCCCACUCCAAUCUCAGUGGAUGAAGCCUGUACCUGCAAGAUGGGUCGCCUUUGAACACGAGUUGGUGAGACUGAAGAAUGAUGGCAGGGUUAUCCUGACAUACGGUGAAUUGUUGGAAAUCAACAGGGAGUUAGUAGUGCCAUUAGUAGAAGGUGACAUAAUCAAAUUCCUAUGGAAACUUAAGUUUUUUGGAUCAUUCUUGUGCUUUGAUCUUCAUAACAAGAGACCGUUCAUCGUUCUGCAAGCACAGUGGAUAAUAGAUGCAUUCAAAGUCAUCAUCACCGACCCAAAGUUCUUUACUGAACUAACAAUGAAGCAAGGACAUGAUUGGACAGCAUAUCAGAAGUCUGGUGUCUUACCAGUAGAAUUUAUCCGGCAACUUUGGGGACGAUACGAGAAAUGUCGAUUCAUCGAAGAGGAGGAAACUCUCUACAUUACAAUGGAAACUCUUGGUUUAAUCUCAAAACCACUGUCUGUAGAUGCAGAGGUGAAUUACUUCAUAGUACCUAGCAUUCUUCAAACUGCAGAUCCCGAGAUCAUUCGUCCAGUUCUUGAUUAUCCUGACACUGUCACAGCUGUCGCUCUUUGCCUCAAGUUCGACAACCCAUUCAUCCCACAGGCCGUGUGGGACAAGAUGCUUGCCGCCUGUAUCCACAGGUUUCAGCAACUUGAAGAGCCCGGUAUGGAUGGUUCGAAGUUUAUUCAGUGCGGAUUUGCCUGUCUGCAGGUGAAAAGUCUUUGGAAAAUGAUUAUCGUAUGUAAAGACAAUGCCAUGAAAAUGGUCAUGUUCACGAGAAGUACAGAUCAGGAAGUAUUGCUGCCUGGAACCGGAAUCAGCCUUCGUAAAAUUAUGCAGGGUAUUCUCAUGCGAAUUCUUCAGAUGAAUAAUCAAAGUCAUCUUGGGUACCAGUUCUACCUCCACAACGACUACCGAUUCACUUCUAAUGACAAAAUGGUGACAUUAAAAGAUCUCCGUCAAAGGGAUAUUGUAGAAUGUUACGGUUCGGAUGGAUAUGGAUGGAUACAAAGAAAGGAUAUGUACUUCUGGUUUGAGGAUGAAAAUCAGAAGACGAAACAAAAGAUUUACCGGAUAGAAAUUUGUCGCCCAAAGAGAUUGGCAGAUUGUCUAGAUACAUCCGCAGUUCAUACCUGACUUUUUUUGUCGACCUGAACUGUCCUGUAGAGACAGUGGAACAGGAGAUAGAAGAGCAUCGCCACCUCGCCUUUAGAUCCCGCAUUACGAAGGUCUUCUUGCAUCUCCUCAAAAUGAAGGUGGAUGUUGGUUUCGGGGCAAUAGCUGACGCAAUGUCAAAACACGGAAUGGAUUCUGCGAAACUGAUGAACACUCUUGACGCUGAGCGCAGUGUAAACAGCGACGAGACGUUGCCAGAUAGCUUGCAGCAACAGUGCCUGUCUAUGGAGGAUGCUUCCAACAUUGCUGACUAUGUCGACAUUAAGACAUAUUUUAACUUGUUCCUGGAGCUCGGUUUCUCACCAGCAAAUGUAGAUGACUUUGACGACCAAUACAGACACGUGAAAACUCGCGUGAAGGUCACUGCCAUGCUGGAAGCGUUCAUAACAGAGACCGAUCCCUGCCCAACAGUCAACACAAUACUCCUGGCGAUGCAGGAAUGCGACAUGGACACCAAAUCCCUUAUCGCAGCAUUAAAAGAAACCUAGAUACAGGAAGUUAUAGUGAGGUUUGGUGACAGUUAUUCACUCAACGUGGUUUUGGAGAUGACGAACCAAAUGAACCCAGGAGGGAGGGUAUGGCUUAACUAGGACGAUUGUAUUAUAGUAAAUGUUUCCGGUAAAAUGAGUUUUCCCAAAAUCAGAAGAACUAUAUGCUGUACAGUAACAGAUUAUAACGUGUAAUGCAGAUUCAAAUAUCAUGUUGUUGACUCAAGAAAUACAAAUACCGGUUACAUAAACACUGUCUACGUGUGACACAAAUUAUGAUAUUAUAAAUGGUCAACACUGUGUCAUUGUUUGGUAAAUAAGACAUAUCAUGUGUAAUUUGUUAAACUAAUAUCCUUUGAUAUUUCAUAUACUUCAUGGGAGAAUAGUUAGUCGAUACACACAUAUAUUAAACUGUUUUAUAAACAACAUAGAUAUCCCGUCCUAUGUGUAUGAACUAUCUUUUGUACAUUUCAAGAUGUAUUUUAAUCCUUAAAGAAAUACGUCUAUUUGUAAUUAUUGACAGUUUGGUUAUUUUAUGUAAAAAUACCUCUUUAACAUAACAUAUAUAUUUGAAAAAAGGAAUAUCUUUAUUGUUUUUACGACAUUUUCAUUUGAUGAAGCUAUAUAUUAGUUACAUUUAGAAACAUCGACAUUUUUUUUAGAAAUAUCCUUAUUUCUAUUUGGUAUUUCUCUAUUUCUGUUUAAUAUGUUUCCUUCUUUAUGUGUUUCAUUUUUUCCCAUUUAGAUAUAUAUCCAAGAAUUUGGUGACCUCAUUUGGUUAUUCAAUGUUCAGUUGGUUUAUCAUACUAUGCAAGAGCAAACAACAACGUGAGACAUUAUCCACACGUACAUGUUAAAUUUUGUGUCUGAAUGUAAAUACAGGUUAUGUACGUAGGAUGUUUACUUUUAUUUGAUAUACAGGAUAAUGCAUUAUUUUUAUUAAAGAUAUACGUUUUGGACUGUGUCUAAAGGUAUAGGUGCAUGAUCCUGGACCAUUAUUUUUACUUCAGAUCGUUGUAAUCAAUCCGUUUCCUGGUUUGAACAAAGGAAUGCAACUCGUCUUGUUAGUGAACUGUUUGAUUACGAUGAUGGGCCGUGAUAAUGUAUAUCAAUUCAUUUCCUCGAUUUUUUAUUUCGCAAUAUGCUUAAAGAAUGCCAUCUUAAUAUUGACUAUCAAUACUAAUAGUAAUAUCCAAUACAAAUAAAAUAAUUCGCGAAUAAAUGUGAAAAUAAAUCUUUCGCAAAACCAAAGGAAUUACAUCAUUCAUACACUUUUUCCAAAAUCAUCUCGCAAAAUGGGUUAGCAAAAUUGUAACGCUAUCAAGUUUGAUUCACUGCCAGAAUACUAUAAGUUAUGUUUGUUAUUGAAUAGGUGCAUUUUCUGUAGAGACGUAACAAUUAAGCUAUUUUUACGAUUUUUACGAUUUUUCUUUAUUAUUCUUUUUUUAGCUCUGUGAUGUUUAGGGUACUUGGUUUCGUAUUUUUUGCUAUAGUUAUUUGGAUGUUUAUAGCCGUUCUUAUCUGUUGGUAUCUGGUCUAUACAUCACAAGAAUGAUAUGUUUAUAUAUGUUAAUUGAAGCUGAUUAUCAUGUCUAUAGCGUUUAAUAUAUUAUUUUGUGGCAAUUUGUUUGUUUAUAAUCGAUUGAAACAAACGCAUCUCUGGACACCUGCGAUAUAGGAUACUCUUGGCCACCAAAAACGGUCGAAACAAAUAUCUUGGACUACACACUUGAUUUUGGAAAUGAACUCCUGUGUGUAGUCGAAACAUUCCAUAUUUAUAAUUUGAAAAUUUAAAUACCGUGGACGAAAUGUCUAAACUGUUCCUUAUGUUUUAGCUCGCCUGGCCCAAAGGGUGGCGUGGUGCGGCGUCUGUCGUCCGUCCGUCGUCCGGCGUCAAUAUUUUACUUUAAACAAAUUCUUCUCAAUAACCAA
This is a messenger RNA of Mizuhopecten yessoensis (Yesso scallop), 5412 nucleotides long. RefSeq lists its product as uncharacterized. The transcript has 12 exons. The coding region runs from base 164 to 2953 and encodes 929 amino acids. NCBI's taxonomy places the organism in Eukaryota, Metazoa, Mollusca, Bivalvia, Pectinida, Pectinidae. Gene Ontology annotation, molecular function: protein binding. The record is from RefSeq and is a predicted model, not a curated record.